Aspergillus japonicus CBS 114.51 is the source of this 1111-nucleotide messenger RNA. RefSeq lists its product as uncharacterized. The coding region runs from base 253 to 945 and encodes 230 amino acids. The record is from RefSeq and is a predicted model, not a curated record. The transcript has a single exon. NCBI's taxonomy places the organism in Eukaryota, Fungi, Ascomycota, Eurotiomycetes, Eurotiales, Aspergillaceae.
UUUUUAUUUUAUUUUUUUUAUUUUAUUUUUGUUUUCCCUUCUCUUACUCCGUACUCCACGGAGACACCGGCGGUCUUCACAAACAAGUACGAGAAACAAAAUCAAGAGCAGGAUGAGAAUGGUGCAGAGUGUAUGCUCUCAUCGGAUUCUGUUUUCUGAUAUAUUUCUUCUUGUGAUGCAGUACGCCUGUCCUGGGAAAGGAAAAUGUGAUAUUGACAGACAGUGCUGUACUUAUCGAAAAGUACUCCGUCAAUGACCGAGUUCUCGGCUUGGUUGGAGUUAUGUUUUCAAUCUCUGGUGUAUAUACCUAGUAAUCAUUAUCUACCAGUAUUAGUAGUGGAAUUUAUUAUUAUUUUGGCUACAGCGGAGAAAAGUCCUGCUGCUUGUUGCUGGUGCUUCUCUUGCUUCUCUUGCUCCUCUUCCUGCUGCUGCUGUUGCUGCCGCUUGUCCUCCUCUCAAUCUGAUUUUCUUAUCCCCGGUCAAGAAGAAAAAAAAAAAAACAGAAUCCACGUCUUUUGCUCGCUUCCUUUCCGUUGCCCCCCUCUCAGUCUACCUGCUUUCCCUCUCGCUCUCUCUCCGUUUCUCGGUCUUGAGACUUUUUUUUUUCUCCCCGUCCCCUCCUCAAGCCUCCCCCCUCCCUCUCCCCCGGUCCUCUUCUCCCUCUCUCUCUCUUCUCGGUUUGGGACGAUUGCAUUUCUCCUCUGCUACCCGAUCUUUUCCUUCCCUUUCCAUUUCCCUUUCCCUUUCCCUUCUCCCCCUCCACUCUAUCCUCCGUCCUUAAUUCCCUCAUCCACCCACUCUCUCCUCCCCCCCCCCCCGCCUUCUCCAACCCUCUUCAUUUCUCUCACGCCAGACUUAAUCUGUCUGUCGUGCCUGAAGGGUGAGAAGUUGCUGUCGGUCACUGCUUGCCAUUCUGCCUCGUUCACUCGUGGUAGAUCCUAUUGAGAGUGCAUUCACUCCUUUUUUCUGUGAGUAACCAUCCAGUCAGUCCCCUUGCCUGACAAUCCCGAAGCACAAUGUCUUGUCUUUUUUUUUGGUCCGCCGUCCACAAUACGGUCAAGGGCAAAAUUCACCACACCUCAUCAACUACGCCUUCCAUCCAACUCGGUCA